Messenger RNA from Castor canadensis (American beaver), 1353 nucleotides. The record is from RefSeq and is a predicted model, not a curated record. NCBI's taxonomy places the organism in Eukaryota, Metazoa, Chordata, Mammalia, Rodentia, Castoridae.
UAUGGCGGCGCCCAUACAGCCCACCGCGUCGUGGGCGCCCACCGGGGUUCCCCGCGGCUGUCGCCGCCGCCUGCGCCGCGGCCUCCGCCUUCCCGCCCCGCGUGGGGCCGGGCGCCGUUUGCCCCCUGCCUCCCUGUGCGCUGCGGUCAUGUAGGAAAUUAUAAAUGAUGUGAAGAUGGGACUCCUGGUGUUUGUGCGCAAUCUGCUGCUAGCCCUCUGCCUCUUUCUGGUACUGGGAUUUUUAUAUUAUUCUGCCUGGAAGCUACAUUUACUCCAGUGGGAAGACUCCAAUUCAAUGAUUCUUUCCUUUGACUCCGCUGGACAAACACUAGGCGCAGAGUAUGAUCGGUUGGGUUUCCUCCUGAAGCUGGACUCUAAACUGCCUGCUGAGUUAGCCACCAAGUACGCAAACUUUUCAGAGGGAGCCUGCAAGCCUGGAUAUGCUUCAGCCCUGAUGACUGCCAUCUUUCCCCGGUAAGUGCUCCUGUUUUCUCAGCUGCCUGGACAGCUUGGUCCAUGGCCCAGGAGUCAGAAACCUGGCCUCUCACAAUGCAUCAUGUUCUCCUGAGGAAACAAGAUUCUGUUGUCAUACCAUGGAAGCUAGGUAUCCACAAAACACACACACGCCACAGAGCCUUGUUUCAUUUAUUUCUGUUUGAUAUAGUCAAUUAUUUAAAAUGAUCCCAGAACUAGAGCUUCUGAGACCUUUAUAAUUUCCUGAGUGACAAGCACACAGAUUAUAUAAAUGACCAACAAACAUCUGAAAAGAUGCUUAGCAUCACUAAUUAGGGAAAUGCAAAUUAAAACCACAGUGAGAUACCCAUUAGAAUGACUAGUAUUCAAAAAUAGAAAAUUACAAGUGCUGGUAAGAACAUAGAAAAAUUACAACCUUUGUGUACUGUUGGUGAGAAAAGUAAAAUGGUAUAGCCACUAUGGAAAAGAGUAUGACAGUUUCUUUAAAAGAUUGAUAGUAGGAUUACCAUAUGAUCCAACAGUUCUUCUACUGGUUAACUACCCAAAGUAAUUGAAAGAAGGAAGUGAAAGAAAUAAUUUGUACACCCAAGUUCAUAGCAGCAUUUCUCAUAAAUUGCCAAAAGUUAGAAACAGCCCAAGUGUCCAUUAGCAAAAUGUGGUAUAUAUUAUAGUGGAAUAUUUUUCAGUCUGAAAAAGGAAGGAAAUUCUGACAAAUUACAUGAGUGAACCUUGAUGACAUUAUUCUAAAUGAAAUAACCCAGUCACAGAUGGACAGAUUUUGUAUGAUUCUACUCAUAUGAGGUGCUUAGAAUAGUCAAAUUCAUAGAGACAGAAAGUAGAAUAGUGGCUGCCAUAUGCUGGGAGGAGGAGGAAUAGGGA